Molecule: messenger RNA, 357 nt
Organism: Symbiodinium sp. CCMP2456
Lineage: Eukaryota; Dinophyceae; Suessiales; Symbiodiniaceae
Source: the annotation of a GenBank genome assembly
AUGGCGGGGUCGGGCACUGCCAAGGAGGUGGUGACGAAAGUCCUGGAGAAUGGACAGGUAUGGGUGGAUCUUGGCUUGCAGACGCCAGUGCGCCCCGCAGCAGCCGAAUGCAAAAGCUUCGACCGGCAUCAAGGCUGUCCCCAGGCGAGGGCCCUGCCACCACUGCCAAAAGCCUGUGUUGGGCCAGGGCGCGAGUUGCGCGCGGCCGCCGCCGCCGAGGAGCCGCGGCCCUGUGCCGAAAGCCCGGGGAGAGAGCUGCGGCGGCUCCGUGAGGACCUGGCGCGCUUCACCAGCGAGGGAAGUGCAAAGCUCGGCGCGCUGGAUGCAGAUCUCCGAGAUUUCCUGGGAGAGCAGCAG